Molecule: messenger RNA, 1966 nt
Organism: Bicyclus anynana (squinting bush brown)
Lineage: Eukaryota; Metazoa; Arthropoda; Insecta; Lepidoptera; Nymphalidae
Exons: 7
Coding region: 358-1527 (389 amino acids)
Source: RefSeq, a predicted model, not a curated record
AGAAGAAAAAAAACUCAGUAUCUCAGUUUAGUUAUAUUCGAACCCAGGACAGCGUGAUCCGUGACCACAUAUGCUAACCACUGCACCGACGAUGCAUAAACACACACUUUAUAUUAUUGUUAUCAGCAUUAAAGAUAGGUAAGUUGCCACAUCCUGUUUCGUAAGUUCAUAAAAGUAUAUAUAUACCUAACAUAAAAGUAUAUAUAUACCUAACAUAAUUUUAGUGGAAUAGUAAAAUAGUAUAUAGUAGUGCCUAACGUAUUGCAAUUGUAUCUAUAUAAAUAAUAAAAUUAUUUUAUACAAUAUAUAUUUUAUUAUAUAUUUAUAUCUUAUUCUAAUCGUGUUUUUGAUUUCACAAUGAACGGUCGAAGUUUAAUAUAUUUUUUAUUUUUUGGGUCAUAUUUAAUAAACGAAUCUUUGAGUUGUGAAGGAAACCCAAUUUUCUGCGAUUGGACGCGUCAUGGAUGGUAUCAAGAAGCAGACCCAGACGGCGCCUUAGCUAGCCAACUAGAUCGUGUAAACCAAACAGCGAUUCUGUUGUCGCCUUUCUACGAUAGUGAUUUGACUGAAACGGGCUGUUUCACCUUCAGUUUUAAUAUCGUAAAUAUGGGAGGAUAUAAACUCCAGAUCUACCAAUUACCAGUAUAUUUAUCAUAUACAGAGUUGCGUCAAAACAACGAAAAAAGAGAUUACUACAAACUUUUUGAAGAAACGCCUAGGCAUAAGUUUGAGACACACUUGGUCUAUGUGCUGCCACUUAAGAAAUCUAAUUACGACUUUCAGAUUUUCAUAGAAGUGAUGAAGCUCAGUAAAGACAUUGUGCUUAUGGCAGUACACAACGUCUGUAUACUCCAAGGUAGCGACUGCUCAGCAGCUCAAAGAGUCGCCGAUAAUCCAAGUCAAGAUUUCGAUGAAGAGAUUUAUGAAACAACAACACAUACAACAGAUUUACUAUCAACACAAUCAACCGAAACUUCAUCAGUAAUAACAACACGAUCAACAGAAGUUUCAUUAGAAAUUACAAGAGAUCUACCAACAACACAAUCAACGGAAGCUUCAUCAGAAAUUACAACAGAUCUACCAACAACACAAUCAACAGAAGCUUCACCAGAAAAUACAACAGAUCUACCAGUAUCUACAAAUGCUUCAUCAGCGAUUACAACAGAUCUACCAGUAUCUACAAAUGCUUCAUCAGCGAUUACAACAGAUCUACCAGUAUCUACAAAUGCUUCAUCAGCGAUUACAACAGAUCUACCAGUAUCUACAAAUGCUUCACCAGAGAUCACAAUAGAUCUACCAGUAUCUAUAAAUGCUUCAUCAGCGAUUACUACAGAUCUACCAGUAUCUAUAAAUGCUUCACCAGAGAUUACAACAGUUCUACAACAAUCAACAGCUCCAUCAGCAGCGUCAACCUCAUCACCAAUAACAACAGACAUGAUCUUUCCUUCAACAAUAAAGCAAUUUCCACCAGGUUUUAACGGUAUUCAUCCAAAAGUAGUCGAGUGGAUUGUCCGAGCGUACUAUUAGACGGACGGGGGCUGCAAAUUCUAAAGGAGACCGACCAAGAACCUAGCACUGUACAGGAAGCAAUAAAUGACAAGAAAUCGUUUAUUUUCAUUGGAAUUCACAGUUUUUAAUAGCUUUUGCAACUGUGAAUUCUGUUUUUUUGUUGAAAUCGUGUAUUUAAUUACGUACACGCCACGCCCCGGCCACGGCUCGGUAUUGUUUCGUGGUUACAUGACUACAUUAGCUAUAAGGCUAAUAAAUUGUUUUAUUUUAAGUUUUGAAGUACUUUUUCGUCAUCAUCAUCAUUAUAAGUAUAUCAUUAUUAUAACGGCAAUCUAUAUAGCCAGACCUAUUUUUAAUGUUUAUGCGAUAAUUCAAUAAUUUUAAGCAAUUGGAGAAUGUUACUUCGUACGCAAAAUCACUUGCAACUUUGUUACAUUAAAGCUUUUAUUCACACAGA